Messenger RNA from Dufourea novaeangliae, 1822 nucleotides. RefSeq names its product interleukin enhancer-binding factor 2. The transcript is spliced from 4 exons. Lineage: Eukaryota; Metazoa; Arthropoda; Insecta; Hymenoptera; Halictidae. The record is from RefSeq and is a predicted model, not a curated record. Bases 146 to 1297 code for a protein of 383 amino acids.
UCUUGACGAAGGAACUAUGCCGAAUGUUACUUGGGUGUUCAAUUAAGAGUGUUGUGUGGUUGUUUGUGACGAAAAUUGAGUGUUUAUAGUCAAAUACUAUAAAAUACUAUUAUUUAAUUCUAAUUCGUGUACUUUUUGAUAUAAUAUGGUGCGCGGUGGUCGAGGUGGAAUGAUCCGCGGUGGGCGAGGUGGAAUGGGACGCGGAAUGGGGUUCCCUAGGAAGCAGUUCCUUCCUCGUCUUCCAUUCGAUUACACCUUAUGCGAAGCUGCUUUUCCACGUGUGAAGCCUGCUCCAGACGAAUCAGACUUCCAAAUGGCACUUUUGAAAAAAAACACAGACAUGUGCCCUACACCCAAAGAACAAACUUCUAUUUUAAAUCUUGUGACUAAGCUUCAGAGUGUACUUGAUAAUUUAAUUGUUGCUCCAGGAAGUUUUGAAGCAUGCCAACUAGAGGAAGUAAGACAAGUUGGUAGCUUUAAGAAAGGAACAAUGAUCAAAGGUCACAAUGUAGCUGAUAUUGUUGUCAUUCUCAAGACUCUGCCCACUAAAACAGCAGUGGAGGCACUUGGUACAAAAGUUAACAACGAUCUGAAAGCAGUUAAUGCAAAAGAAAUGUUCAGACUCACACAGACAGAGCGUGGUUUUGACAUUGCUAAUAACGAAGCAACUGUGCGUGUAUUGAUCACUACACUGCAUCAGAAUCUGAGAAAGCUGGAGUCUGACCAGCAUUUAGAUGUUAAAAUAUGCCAAGGACACCUUGCUGCUAUAAGACAUUCCCGUUGGUUCGAAGAAAACGCCCAUCAUUCCAGUAUAAAGGUUCUGAUUAGAUUGCUCAGAGAUUUGAGAAGCAGAUUCGAGGGUUUAGAGCCACUGUCUCCUUGGAUGUUGGAUUUAUUGGCACAUAAUGCCAUAAUGAAUAAUCCUAGCAGACAGGCAUUGCCAAUAAACCAGGCAUACAAGAGGGUACUUCAGUUACUUGCUUCUGGACUCUUCCUUCCAGGAUCUGCCGGUAUUUCUGAUCCAUGCGAGGGUGGUAACAUUCGUGUACACACUGCCAUGACAUUGGAGCAACAGGACUUGGUGUGUCUCACAGCUCAAACGCUGUUACGUGUUUUGGCUCACGGUGGAUACAGGCCAUUACUCGAGGGCACCAACAAACUUGCCGUAGAGAUGAGUGUAUGGGCGGGUGGCGUGGUCGCCAGCCCGUUGGACAAGGCUUACGAGCCGCCCACGGAACAGGAACAGCAAGAGGACAUGGACGAAAGUAACGAGGAGAUGAUAACAGAAAGUGCUUAAUUCUUAAUUAAACAUAGUCGUAUAAAUUCCUCGAAGCGCCCUACUUCCAAUGGGACAAGAAGUCUGUAUUAUUUUCUACGAUGACGGUUUAUUCAUAAACAUUCUUAUUCGAUGGAAAAGAUAAUGUAUUCAGGAUUGUACAUGAAUUUUUAACGAUGCCUGAUUGACUGUCAACAGUAACGUAAUUUAGCUGCGAAAUAUCUUUACGUAAUCGUAACUGUGUGCGUGUGUGUGGUAUUGUACGUAAUUAUUCGAAGACCGGCGAGUCUAGGACUUAACGAACAUUAUACCUAGAAUUAAAAUCUGAAUUACAUUUACAUGUACACUUACAGAAUCUAUACUCGCGUUGGUUGUCUGAUUUCUCGAAUCCCAUUCAUAUUAUUCAAGUAUUUUAUACUCGUCCAAAUUUCGUCACAACUUCUCGCUGCGUCGUCCAUUAUCCAAUGCAACAAUUCAACCGUAGAUACCCCGAUCAUAAUUGUUGGCAGUGGGCUGGGAUAAUAGUAAAAAAAAAUCAUAAAAAUA